AAAUCAAACGUCAUAUCAAGGAAGUGAAAGUUAAAGUCAGAGCUGCAGUUCAGGCACGUCUCUGAGUUUCUCUGUAAAGAAAUCUAACCUGAGUUCAUCUGGACUUUCACAGACACUGACUCCAACUCUGUGUGUGAAGAUGUCUGCUGCCAGCAAUCUGGGCUCUGAAGAUCAGUUUCUGUGCUCCAUCUGUCAAGAAGUGUUCACUGAUCCAGUCUCCACACCAUGUGGACACAACUUCUGCAACGAGUGCAUCACUCAGCACUGGAACACCAACAAUAUUUGUGACUGUCCCCUGUGUAAUGAGGUUUUCUUCAAUAAACCUCAGCUGAAGGUUAACAUAUUGCUCUCUGAGAUGGUUUCUCAGUUCAGACGUGAAGCUGAACUCAAAGCCAGCAGCAGCUCAGAGCAACAAGCUGCCAAACCAGGAGAAGUUCCCUGUGACGUCUGCACUGGAACCAAAGUGAAGGCCCUCAAGUCCUGCCUGGAGUGCCUGGUCUCCUACUGUCAGACUCAUCUGGAGCCUCAUCUGACAGUGUCAGUCCUGAAGAAACAUCAGCUGAUGGAGCCUGUGGAGAACCUGGAAGGCAGGAUGUGUCUGAAGCACCAUAAACCUCUGGAGCUGUUCUGUCAGAGAGAGCAGACAUGUGUCUGCAUGAUGUGCUCUGUUUCGGAGCACAAGACUCACAAUGUUGUUCCUCUGAGUGAAGAAUAUGGGGGAAAAAGGAUUCAGCUGAGCAAGACAGAGGCUGAGAUGCAGCAGAUGAUCCAGGAGAGACGAGUGAAGAUCAAGGAGAUCAGAGAGUGUGUGAAGAGGAGUAAAGCUGCUGCAGACAGAGAGAAAGCAGAAGGUGUUGAGGUGUUCACUGCUCUGAAGGAGUGUGUUGAGAGUGGCCUGAAGCAGCUGAUGGAGAGGAUGAAGAAGGAAGAGGAAGCCAGAGAGAAACGGGCUGAAGGUCUCAUCAGAGAUCUGGAAGAGGAGAUCUGUGAGCUGAUGAAGAGGAGCUCAGAGGUGGAGCAGCUCUUCCUCUCUGAAGACCACCUCCACCUCCUCCAAGGCUUCGCCUCCCUGAAAGCUGCUCCACCCACCAAGGACUGGACACAGGUCAGCGUCCGUCCAUCAUAUGAGGAGACUGUGGUGAGAGCUGUGGCUCAGCUGGAGGAGACUCUCAGCAAAGAGAUGAAGAAGCCGUUUGAGGCUGAUCUGAAGAAGAAGCAGCAGUUUGCAGUGGAUGUGACUCUUGAUCCUGAUACAGCUCAUCCUGAUCUCAUCCUGUCUGAUGAUGGAAAAGAAGUGAGGGAUGGUGAUGUGAGGAAGAAGCUUCCAGACAACCCAAAGAGAUUUUCUGAUUGUGUGAAUGUUUUAGGAAAACAGAGUUUCUCUUCAGGUAAAUUUUACUUUGAGGUUCAGGUUAAAGGAAAGACUGCCUGGGAUUUAGGAGUGAGCAAAGAGUCCAUCAUCCGAAAAGGAAGAAUCACACUGAGGCCUGAUAAAGGGUUCUGGGUGAUAAAGUUGAGAAAUGGAAAUGAGUAUUCAGCUCGUGAAUACUCUGCACUGCAUCUGUCUCUUAAGUGUGUUCCUGAGAAGGUGGGGGUGUUUGUGGAUUAUGAGGAGGGUCUGGUCUCUUUUUAUGAUGUAGCUGCUGCAGCUCUGAUCUACUCCUUCACUGGCUGCUGCUUCACUGACAAACUCCUCCCAUUCUUCAGUCCCUGUUUUAAUGAUGGUGGUAAAAAUUCUGCUCGUCUGAUCAUCUGUCCUGUCAAUCAAACUGUCUGAUGAGGAAGAUUCACCAACAAUUAAUGAGUUUGUUGGAAAGUAAAAGACUGACUCUGAUUUAUUUGAUCAAAUGUUCAGUCUGCACUAAACUCAGAUUCUUCUCUUCAAUCUUUGAUUAUUGGACCAUUGUUUUAACGAAUCCAGACCAAUCAGUCAUGAUGUGACACAGUGGACGAAGUUGUACAUUUUCUCAAUGGUCCUUGAAAGGUUGAUAAAUGGCCAAUUGGAAAUUUUUCUCUAAACAAACAAUAUUCUCUCUUCAUGUCAAUCUGGUUUCAGGAAAUGGCUCAAUAUUAUAACAGCCUCUCUAAAAGUCACUGAUCUAAUUGACUCACUGGAUCAUUAAAAAAAAAAAAAAAAAACUCCAGACAGACCUGUUUGUUGAUCUCUGCAAGGCCUGUGCUUCUAUGGACCAUUCCA
Molecule: messenger RNA, 2197 nt
Organism: Salarias fasciatus (jewelled blenny)
Lineage: Eukaryota; Metazoa; Chordata; Actinopteri; Blenniiformes; Blenniidae
Product: E3 ubiquitin-protein ligase TRIM21-like
Exons: 2
Coding region: 140-1777 (545 amino acids)
Molecular function (GO): zinc ion binding; protein binding
Source: RefSeq, a predicted model, not a curated record